AUGGAGUUUGAAGACGAUCAAUCUUUUGAAAAAUCAGUAGAGUUAAAUCCAUUGGAUUUUCAAGAAGAGGAAGUAGAGCAAGAUAUUAUAACCCUAAAAGAUGCAGUGCUAUUUGUAGUUGAGAUGAGCUAAAAUCUCUUCAUACCAUAUGGUGAUGGUGAAAAAAAACAAAUACAGUAUCAAAUAGUUAUGAAAUCUUUAGAAAUUUUCUUAAAAACUAAAAUUAUAUGUUCACCAACAGAUAUGAUAGGACUUUUAUUUUACAACACAGACUAAUCAAAUAUAUAAUCCUUUCCGAAUUAAUACCUUUUAUUAAAUUUACAAAAUCCUUCUGCACAAUCUAUAUAAUUUGUAAAAAUGCUGCAAACUAAAGAACAAAUGAAUGGAUACUAAAAAAUGAAAAUAAAAAAUGUUUGCUUAAAAGAUCUUUUAUGGAACAUCAACAAAUAAUUUUUAAAUUUGAAAAAUGGCUAGUACUCAAAAAGAGUAUUUUUAUUCACUUCAAAUGAUGAACCUGAUAAAAACAAUAUAGAAGCCUAAAAAAAUGCUAUAAGCUAUGCAUAGAAUUUACUUGAAAAUGAUGUCAAUAUAGAACUUUUCCCUCUCAAAAAAUUAGUACCAGAAGCUGAGCAUUUUAAUGUCAGAAAAUUUUAUAGUUGCAUUAUUAAUUUUGAUUUAAGCGAAAUAAACGAAUACUCAAUAGACGAAACUUCAAAAAUUUACAAUUUGUAAUCAAGAAUCAGAGCAAAAUUAUUUAAAAAAAGAAACAUUAGCAGGAUUUACUGGCAAUUAGGAAACGGAGUAAAUGUUGGAGUAAAAGUAUACUCACUGUUUAACAAAAUAACUAGACCAAAAUAUAAAUAAUAUACCAAAGAUGACAGCAAACCAGUUUCAAAGUUUACUAGAUAUUUUUGUAAAGAAUCUGGUAAAGAAUUGAGACCAUAGGAAAUUGGAAAAUGUCUUCACUUACUAAACAAAAAAGGAAAACCAAAAGAUGAUUACAUAAAAGUUAGAAUAGACAAAGACGAACUUCAAUAAAUAAAAAACUUAGAAGAAGUUGGUAUGAAAUUAAUAGGUUUUAAAGAUAAAUCAUUUUUAAAAGUAUAUUUUAAUUUGAAACCUUCUUUGUUUAUUUAUCCAGAUAAUUCUCUCGUAAAAGGAUCUUCUUAGUUGUUCGAUGCUUUAAUUAAAAAAAUGAUCUAAAAGGAAAAAGUAGCUAUUGUUAAAAUCAUAAAUAGAAAAGGAGGCCAGCUAAGAUUUGGGUGCUUGUUACCAUAAUUAGAAGAGUACAGCCCAGUAGAUCAUGUAUAAAUACCACCAGGAUUUCAUCUUAUUACUUUACCUUAUUGUGGAGAAAUAAAUCAUUUACCAAAAUUUGUAAAACCUGGACCAACAAAAAUCUCCCAAGAAAUGAUUUUAGUAACUAAAUUGCUGAUGAAUCUCUUGGAAAUAUAAGAAUUUGAUUUUAGAAAUUUUGAAAACCCUUCCAAUUCCCAUUUCUAUUCGGUUUUAGAAGCAAUAGCCCUAAAAGAGGAGAAACCAUAACAAAUAGAAGACUUAAUGGAAGUUGAUACCGAAAGAAUAAAUAAGUUCAAAGAAGUAAUUGAUUUAUAUGGAGAUUGUUUAGAUGCUGAAAGCACAACAAAAGACGAUGAUUAUGUGAUAAAAGACCUUUCAGGAAAAAGAAAUUUAGAUCAAUACUUAGAAUAGUAUGCUGAAGAAGUUGAAGAAGUUGAAGAAGAGGAAUAUUAAGUUUAAACCUCUUCUGAAACUAGUAAAUUCCUUAAAUAAAUUUUUGAAGAAGAGGAAAAGUUGCAAUAAAAAUAAAGCCUUUAAAAAUAAGUAGUAAAAGACCUAAAAAACGAAAUAAAAGUUUAGUCAAAUAAUUAAAUUUCAUAUAAGAAAGAAAUCCAACCUCAAGUUAUUGAAUAAAAGCAGACACAUUUAGUUAGUUAAAAGCAACAACAGUCUUAGCAGUUAAAACUAAUCAAACCUUCAAUAAUUGAAAAAUAAAUUUCAAUUGAGGAAAUAUAAAAAGAAUAAAAAUAAAUUGUACAAACUAAAAGUCUCACAAAAGAAUAGAAACUUUUUGUUAAAACUAUUUAGAAAAAAAUUAUUUAAAAAGAGUUUGUCAGUGAUAAAGAGAUAAUUUAAUAUUGUUAGCUCACAAACCAACCACUAUGA
Tetrahymena thermophila SB210 is the source of this 2184-nucleotide messenger RNA. RefSeq names its product ATP-dependent DNA helicase II 70 kDa subunit. The transcript has 8 exons. Gene Ontology annotation, molecular function: telomeric repeat DNA binding; damaged DNA binding; double-stranded DNA binding. NCBI's taxonomy places the organism in Eukaryota, Ciliophora, Oligohymenophorea, Hymenostomatida, Tetrahymenidae. The record is from RefSeq and is a predicted model, not a curated record. Gene Ontology annotation, biological process: cellular response to gamma radiation; double-strand break repair via nonhomologous end joining; telomere maintenance. Gene Ontology annotation, cellular component: nucleus; Ku70:Ku80 complex.